This is a messenger RNA of Mycetomoellerius zeteki, 411 nucleotides long. RefSeq lists its product as uncharacterized. NCBI's taxonomy places the organism in Eukaryota, Metazoa, Arthropoda, Insecta, Hymenoptera, Formicidae. Bases 1 to 411 code for a protein of 136 amino acids. The record is from RefSeq and is a predicted model, not a curated record. The transcript has 4 exons.
AUGUCAGAGUGCCUUGUCGAUCAAGAAAAGUAUUUCUAUUGGAUGCUGUUGCAUAUGUACGGAGAAUUAUGUGUUGCAGCGACUAUAAUGUUAGCAACAGGUUCAAUGUUCAUCUCAUAUCUUUUACAUACCUGUGGAAUGUUUAGAAUUGCUAGUUAUCGUAUCAACCAUGCAGUAAAUAUUAAUACCAUACAAAAUAUUACGUUAAAAAAUAAAGUUUUGAUGACCGAGAGCAUAAUUUGUGCUAUAGACAUUCAUCGUCAAGCUAUGAAGUUGUCCAAGCAUUUAGUGUCCUCAUUCGAGAUAACGUUGCUUUGUUUCACUGGAGGAGUAGUCGUUUCCUUUACUCUCAAUUUGUAUCGAAGUGGGACUUCAAUCUUUUGGAGUAAGAUUCACUCCAAAAAGGAGUAA